ACGCUGUACCCCCAUUUUGUUACUCAGACUCAUUUCAAGAUCUGUUGCACAUCUGUGCCCUCUCCUUAGGAGAAGAGUUAACUGUGGGAAGUCAGUCACUGUACCUUCCAUACCUUUCUGCAUAGAUCCGAUGUCAGCAAGGACCUUGGCAAACAUCCUCUGAAGAAUUUUGCUGAAGUGGCUGAAGACACUUCCAUGCCUGUCUGCCCUUCUUCUGUUACUUGCCUUAUUCCAAUGAACAGUUAGCAUAGAUCACCUUCAGGGGUGAUUUUGUUGAAAAUUUGUCCUAUGCCUUGGAGCAGUUAAGACACAGGCACAUGUUGCUCCUUUGUUUUCUAUAGGAUUAAUAACCCAAGAGGGUAGGAAGGACAGCUAUGAGACCAAUAACCUUUGAAAAUACCCCUGUGAGAUUUGCCAGAGUCUGUCUGCUGAAAGGCUCCCCAGCUACAAUGGCAAAGGCACAGUUAAAAGGCCACACUCUCCUCUAGUGUAAACCAGUAUCUAGUGUCAUGGAAGCUCAUGGCCUGAUAAAUAUUCAGCCACCAGAAGGCAAGGUUCCCUACACUCUAUACUGAACAGAUGCAUGUCAGGCCAGUCCAAAGCUUCCUCUCUACAGAGCUGCAGGUCCAUCCCAUUCCCACCUGCCCCAAGUCAUCCCCCAAGGAGCUGCCACAACCUUCCCAAAAGUGAUUUGCAGUCAUUCAGGUAGUGAGCUGAACAUAACAUUAAAGAAUUCUGCUCUUGUUUAAUUAAGACAAUGCAAUCAAUUGGUCCAUAAAUACUUAGGGAUCUUCUUAAUAAUUCUAUUUUUAUCACCUUGAGUGCCAGAUGUGGUAGUGUAAGGUAAUCAUCACUGAUAUUUGAAUUCAGGGAAGUUUUAGCCUAUUGUGUUUUCGCUCAUUAGCAUUUGCUCCCUGGUAACUCACUGCCUCUGCCAUUAUUGUGCUGGCUCCUAUUUUCUGCUAGCAUUCAAAGCAUUUUCUUUAAAUUACUUUAAAAAUAAUGAUGGUCAUGCUUCCAAAAAUACUCUUAAUAACCAGCUUCUAGGCACAAUUUUAGGAUACAGGAAACUAAAAGGAAAAGGAGAAACAAACUUGAAUUGCUUUUAAGUAAAAAAAAUUGACCAAGAAGGUUUUCCAGAACUACUUUCUUGUCAGAAAAGGCAUCUGGUCUAUUUGUUUGCCUUCAUUUCCUAAUUCAGAAAUGGCCUUUGGAUUCCCCAAAAUAUUUAGAAUAAAAUAGUUUGUCUAUAAAAUUAAACAACUUCUGCUAUCGAAGCCUGUCAUUUGUUGCCCCCAUUUAGCUGUGGAAUAGUAUUAGCAAUAUUUUAGCUGUUCUUACAAAGCCUUAUUGUGCUUCAUAUUGUCUAGCAUUAUAGCAGAAGACUGUUCACACUCUUAAGGUGUCGUGAUCCAGAUGGCUGGUAUUUCCUCCCUCCUACCUCACUUCUGUGAACUGUAGUGUUGUAACAGCCACAGUCAACGGGCAAGUUACUCUCAGAGAUGCAUCAUGUUUCCACAAGGUCCUAUUCCAUUAACAGAAGAGCUGAAACUCAAUGGCAAAAUCGACAAAAUGCUACGGAAGCAGCUGGACUCCUCCAGUUGUGAUACACAGUGAUUCAGCACAGGAGCCCAGGAGCUGCUUUUGGCUGUUGGAUGAAGCAUACCACUCUGUGCAGAAGCCUAUACCAUGAGCUUGUGCAAACAUCACUUGGGUUUUUUUCACAUGAUGGAGAUUCCUGAACAUGCAGGGAAUUGCUAUUUGAAAGUCCAUGUGUCUUGCUAUCUCCCUGCACCCAGGCUUGCUUUUCACAGAAUCGAAGAAUAGAAGGGAAGAAGAUACCAUGGGGCAGCUUGUGCCAUGAAGCCAAGAUGGAUCCUGGGCUGCAUGCAAAGAAGCAUGGCCAGCAGGUUUUCUACUCCACUCUCAUGAGACCUCACCUGGAGUACUGCAUCCAGCUCUGGUGUCUCAACAUAGGAAUGAUGUGGACCUGUUGGAGCAAGUCCAGAGGAGGUCUACUGAGAUGAACAGAGGGCUGGAGCACCUCUUCUAUGAAGACAGGCUGAGAGAGCUGGGUUUGUUCAGCCUGCAGAAGAGAAGGAUCCAGGGAGACUUCACGAGAUGGGGAGGGACUUUUUAAAACAGCAUGUAGUGAUAGGACAAGGGGGAAUGGCCUUGAGCUGAAAGAGGGUAGGUUUAGCUUAGACAUUAGGAAGAAAUUCCUUACUCAGAGGGUAGUGAGGCACUGGAACUGGUUGCCCAGAGAAGCUAUGCAUGCCCCAUCCCUGGAAAUGUUAAAGGCCAGGUUGGAUGGGGCUUUGAGCAACUUGGUCUAGUGGAAGGUGUCCCUGCUUAUGGCAGGGGGGCUGGAACUGGAUGAUCCUAAAGGUCCCUUUCAACUCAAACCAUUCUAUGAUUCUGUGAUGGACAGGCUGAUUUCUAGAGCACACAGAGAAUCAGGGCCCUCAUAGUACUGGGGGCUGCUGUGAUUUGUGCUGGCGGUCACACUCAGGACUGAGGUGGACAAGAGUACAGACAUCACAGAGGAGCAGCUGGAGGCAAAAGCAAGCUCUCACAGAAAUGGCCUGAUCUUUUGUGUCUGAUAGUGAUUAUGGAGAGGCUCGGCCAUGGCACAGUGGCUGGCACUGUUUUGGAAAGGGUAAAGGUGUGGCAUUAUCACCUAGUUUGCUCCUACCAAAAUGUAUCCCUGGAUUACAUGCCUUUCUUACAUCUCUGGCAAAUCCUUUCAACCUUUGCCCGGUGGACAGGCUGCAGGACAGCAGGGCACGAUACAGAACUGGAACCAAACUUGUAUAAAAUACCAUGGUUAGGAUUCACAGGUAAAUAAUUAGUAGAUGCCAGCAAGGCACACAGAAAAUCUUUCACAAUGGGGCAAUCUCACUUCUGAAAGUAUAACAUCACUCUUCUUUUCAUUGCAUACUGCCUGAAGAGCAUUGUGGUGUUUGAAAUAGCCAACAACUGCUGCCCAGGGAUGAUCAGGUAUCUUCAUGAGAUUUUCAGCUAUUUUACGUAAAAACACUUCUGUUUUAAGGUUUUCAUGCUCACUUAAGAGUUUUACAUUCAAGAACUAUUUUCAUUUUCAUUGGAAGUUAGUAAUUUUCUUGAUACAGUGUCCUUAUUCAAUAGACAGUUUUGGAGCUGUGUCUGCAUCCACUGAAAUCAAUGAAAUGCCACUGGGAUCAAGAUCAGGCCAAACCAUAGAAAACGAAGAACUAAGACUUGUCUCCUAUUGUGACAUUGGAAAUAUGUAGGUUCCCUAAAACCAGUGCUUCAGUGGGGAAGAAAGGUCAACGGGAAGAAAUUAGAGGAAAUAUAGUGUUCUACAUGCUUUUCACACAGGACACAGAUUUGCUCUAUUUAGUGUGAUAAAUCAGUCUAAAUGUAAAGUGUACUGUAUUUUUUCAGUCGUAUCACAGAUAUUUGACAGCCCAAGGCAAAAACCAAUACAAAUACCCACUAUAUAAAGACUGUUGCAUAGUAAUUAUAUCCUAGCACCCAAACCAGGGUUUAUCCCAUAAUUUUCUUGGGAAAUAGACAGCUCCCUUUAUCCCAUCAGAUACAGCUGUUUUUACAAAAGCAGCACAUAGGAAAACACGGGAUAGAGACUGCUACAGCUGAUCAAGAUGAGAGUUGAGUCCUGGCUCGUGUUUCCAGUAUGGACAGUGUGGUGCAAGGUUAGUGACAGAAGCUGCAGCAGGUCACAUGUUCUUCAAUAAGCAUUGUGUAAGAAUGAGUAUUUUGCCUUAGAAAAAAAUUAGAAGUUUUUUUUUUUUAAAUUACCUUUCCAAUUCUGUGUGACUGAACAAACAGAUAAUCAAACACUAACUUCAGUGGAAAUUUGUCAAUGGAACUAGAGCUGCUCACUGGUAGAAUAAAAAUUAAUGCUUUAAAUGUGGCUUAAAGCUGCUAUCUUUUUGGGCAGGGUGAGGAUGCAGCCAUUCACAGGGUGAGGACACUGCUACAGAGUUCGUAAUGAGCUACAUCAAGCAGAACAACUUAUUUCAGGGAUUGCCUUUUUACGUACGUUUGUAAAAGUUCAAAAUGGCAGGCUUACAUAGCUCAUCUCCACACAUUAUUGCAAUAUAAAGCACCCUUGUCCUCAUCAUACUAACGCAGCUAUUUCCUCUUCUAGGUGAGGGAAUGUACAUAUACAAGCAGAAAGAGUGAUAUAUAUGUAUACAAGCAAAAAGAUCUCACUGAUUGUGAGAUUUGUUUCCAACUGUAAAUAUCUGUGUAACUGCACAUGCAGAUUAGGUAUUGCCCUUGAAGACUUGGAGAGCAGCCAAAGGGCUGCUUACGUGAUGUAAACAGAGUUAUGCAUAAGCAGCAUCUGUUUUUACAGGGUCUGUGCUACUCCAGCUUCCAAGUUGUUCAGACCAAGAUUUUCUUUUGCAGUUUCUUAUCUAAGUUAUCUUGCAGUUUCCCGAUUGCCCUCUUAAUAACCCUUACCUCUGCAGCUCUAAAGUGAUCUUUCCUCUAAGAUCUUAUAGGAAUUUUAGCCACGCACACCCAAGACUAUGCCAGUAACAGAUGUUGCAUCUCUACAUUUCCAAGGUGCCAUUGAAGCCCUCACUGUUUAGUCACUCUCUGAACUGUGUUUGAUGUGAGCUGCAAGAUUUCCUCCUCCCAAAGGGUAGGUGUUUGUAUGUGUGUGAAUGUGUGUGAAUGCAUUUCUGUUUCUGUGUGUCUAAAAUAUCUGCUCUGCCACCUGCACAUAUAGGUAUUUCUGAAGCCAGUCACCUGCAUCACCAAGUUUGAGCCUGAAGUGGUCCACCCAGAAGUCUUCAUUUUAAUCAAGCUUUAAGAAAACAAGAAAAGCAAAACUUUGGCAUUUGUAUUAGAUAUGUGUGCAAAGAGAAACAAAGGGUCCUCUUCUCCUCAUAGGUUGUCUUCCGAAUUUUGUGUCUGAAGGUACCCUCUUGCUUUCUCAGCAAAUCAUGGACAUCGUUGGCUUUCUGAAGUCUCAAUUCAUUUGCCACCUUCUGAUCUGCUACAUAUUUAUAGUGUCAGGACUGAUCAUUAACUUCAUUCAACUCUUUACACUUAUACUUUGGCCAAUCAACAAGCAACUGUUCAGGAGGAUCAACUGCAGGCUGGCUUACUGCAUUUCAAGCCAGAUGGUGAUGUUGCUGGAAUGGUGGUCAGGCACCGAUUGCACCCUCUACACUGAUCCAGAGAGUUACCACAAGUAUGGGAAGGAGAAUGCCAUUGUAAUCCUUAAUCACAACUUUGAAAUUGACUUUCUCUGUGGAUGGAACUUUUGUGAGAGAUUUGGGGUCUUGGGGAGUUCCAAAGUGCUUGCGAAGAAGGAGCUCUCCUACAUGCCUAUCAUUGGGUGGAUGUGGUAUUUCCUAGAGAUAGUCUUCUGCAAGCGCAAGUGGGAGGAAGAUCGGAAAACAGUCAUACAGAAGUUGCUGAGUCUCCGGGACUACCCUGAAAACUUUUGGUUCCUGAUUCAUUGCGAGGGCACAAGGUUCACAGAACAGAAGCACCAGAUUAGCAUGCAGGUAGCCGAAGCCAAAGGUCUGCCCAAGCUCAAGUAUCACCUACUGCCACGAACGAAAGGAUUUGCUGUCACCGUGCAGUGUUUGAGAAAUGUAGUUUCUGCAGUCUACGAUUCUACCCUCAAUUUUAGAAAUAAUGAAAAUCCAACAUUGCUGGGAGUUCUAAAUGGAAAAAAAUAUCAUGCAGAUUUGUAUGUAAGGCGGAUUCCACUAGAGGAAGUCCCAGAAGAUGAGCAGGAAUGUUCCACCUGGCUCCACAAACUAUAUCAAGAAAAGGAUGCAUUCCAGGAAGAAUAUUACCGAACAGGAACCUACCCAGCAGUCCCUAUAGUACCACCCCAUCGACCAUGGACACUUUUGAACUGGCUUUUCUGGGCCUUAUUGCUGCUAUAUCCCUUGUUCAAGCUGCUCAUCAACAUGAUCAACAGUGGAUCAUCACUGACACUGGCUAGUUUUGCAUUUGUCAUUAUAAUAGCUUCUGUUGGUGUCAGAUGGAUGAUCGGGGUUACAGAAAUUAACAAGGGCUCCACCUAUGGCAACAAUGAAAACAAGCAGAAAUGAAAGUAGCAUCUUCAGAGACUGCUUCAACCCAAAGGGAACAAAUGCAACUGCUGAAAACUCUUAAGUGCAUAUUCAAGUGAGAUCAGAGGAGAGGUAGGAUGAGCAAUUGCCAUGCAUAUCCGAAUUUGUGCUCCUGUUGUUUUUCUCUGGGAGUUUGGGCUGAUGACACGCUUGAAAGAUGCACUCCUUUGUAUCCUCUCCACAACAGGUUUGCAUUUGUGUGGUUGGUUUGUUUUCCUAUGAAGUGUCUUAAGUUUUGAAGAAAAAAAUAUAAAUUCCAGUGUGCUUAUAUGAAGAGACUGGAAACUAACCAGAGGUGCAGGCUUUAAUGUCAGGAGAUUGUUACAAGAUGAUUAAAAUUGAUAGUUGUGUAGAUCACACAGUUUAACCACCAUAAUCUGUCAGUGUUUAAAUACAGUACAGUAAGACGCUGUGCUUGGUUAUACCAGUAUUGGACUGAAGCAGCUCUACUGAACUGGUAGAACUGCAGUAGAGUUUUUGUACAUCUAGAACUUACCGCCACAGCGUGACUAUGGGGGCCUUUAAAACUUCAGCCAGGUCCUGGACAUCCAGACAUCAGAGCCUUCAGUAGCAUAACCUGGAGCAAAACUGGGCCUUCUGGCCCGAGCAGAGCUAAGGUAGCCACUGCCAUCUCUUUCCUGAGGCCAUAAAUCUGAGGGAUAGCUGAAACCUGUAAUUCUUCUGAGAGUAAAUUCAAUUUAUGGUUUGGAAAAACUGACAUAAUAAAAUUUCUUUUGGCUUUAAACACUACUUAAAAUUCUAAGCCUUCCUAGCAGUGGUGGGAAGAAAAUAACUGGGCAUGGUGUAGUGAAAUAAUGCAAAGUGUGCAUUAAAAUGUAUGCCCCACACCCAUACUGUAGUGAUCCUAAUUAAUCUGCGUGUCUGUCUUUUCUGAUAAAUUAGUUUACUUGGUGCCUCAUAACAGUCAGCCUGUGGUAAUAGUUAAAUUAUCUUUUCUUUUGGGGAGAAGAGGGGAACUGGGACAAAGACCUAGGGCAGCAAUAUCAUUCAGGUUUUUUUAUAUCCGUCUGGACUUGAUUUGACCCCCUUCUGAAUUAAAUAAAACUGGAAUCCUCAGGAAAAUACUGUUGCUCUGACUUUCCUGAUCCUGAUUUCAGGGCAGAGGCCUCCUGUUUUUAAACUUCCAGAGUUAAGGAUCUGCAGAUUACUAAAAAGAACUUCAUAGAAUCACAGAAAACAAGAAAAGAACCCACAAAAACUCCCAAGGAAAAGAGGGGAUUUCUAAAUACCAGCAAUUAUGAUUGGAAAAAACCCACAAUCUUAAAAUCUACAGCUCCUGAUACUUUGGAGUGGAGAUUAUGAUUGGCACUUUCAAAGACAGUCCAUUUCCACUGUGCAUAGAACUAGUGAAAAAAGUGAGCAGUCUUAGUUCUGCCAGCUGGUACGAAAACAUUUCUCUUUUCCUAUAAUAAAACUGAGGCCAGAAGAAAAAGAAACAGGGGCUAAUACAACAGAAUAUGAAUCAUUCUAUGAAACAUGUAUGAGCUGUUCAGUACAUCAGAGAAUAUAGAGAAACUCACCUUUUUAAUGUGCAGCACCUAAAGAGCAGGUGGAGUAGUGCUUUUAGCAUGGGGCAGUUAAGUGAAAUUUACUGGAGGAGGCAGGAGAAUUUACAACAUGAAGGAAGGAACAGGUUAUGGGACUAGUUUUUGGGGCUUUUUUCCUCACACCCCUUGUGUACACACACAUUCCCUAUGCUCUGAAGCUUUCUGGAAUAGGUUGUAUGCUGCCACGCUUACAGUGCAGCACCUGCCCUGCACUCUUUGCUGUAACAAUCUUAACAAUGAAAACCAGCAUAUUAUAAGCUGUAGUCUGAACCUAUCUUGUAGUAAUGAGGAGGCACACUAGUGAGCCAAACCUGAAGAUACUGUUCACAAGAGUUUGAAAAUGGGUGGAAGGGGGAGAAUUUUACUGUACAUAUUACUUGGCAGAUACAGUGGGCCUUUCUCAGGGUGGUAGGUGAGUAGUUCUGAGCAGCAAAUACAUAUUCAUGUAAUGACAGAGACCAGCUCUUUUGCCUUUUUUAAAGGGUUACUGAUUUAAUAUGUGGUGGGGAAGACAUUUAAUGUUCCCUAAGAAUCUCAGCCCUUUCCUCUCCAAUUGCAUCUCCCAGAGGAAAAUACCAAACGUGUAAAUACUUCUGAAAGAGUACUUAGAUUAUUUCAAACCCCUUUCCCUAGGACCAACCCUUAGAACAGUCCUAAGUACUUCUACAACUCUCAGCACACAAGAACUGCACCACUGGGCCCUUCCAGCACUCACUGACAAACAGUGAAAGCUUAAUGGUACUUGCCAAAGUUAAACUAUUCCAAUUCACUGUAUUAAAAGAAUGACAUAGGUCAUUAGGAAGCAGUGUUUGCCCCUCAUCCCCACAAGCAACUGUAUGUUCUACAACUGCCUUAACAAAAGUAGUCUUAAUGUUUGUUUAUACAAAAAUAAAAGUAUGAAAAGCCG
This is a messenger RNA of Myiozetetes cayanensis, 8582 nucleotides long. It is a transcript of the gene AGPAT4, whose product is annotated as 1-acylglycerol-3-phosphate O-acyltransferase 4. Gene Ontology annotation, molecular function: 1-acylglycerol-3-phosphate O-acyltransferase activity. Lineage: Eukaryota; Metazoa; Chordata; Aves; Passeriformes; Tyrannidae. The coding region runs from base 4959 to 6086 and encodes 375 amino acids. The transcript has 10 exons. The record is from RefSeq and is a predicted model, not a curated record. Gene Ontology annotation, cellular component: mitochondrial outer membrane; endomembrane system.